GGCAAGCUUUGGGACGGCUUCCCCUCUCUCCGCAGGAAACAGAAACGGAUGUCAUGGUGUCCAACCCACAUCUGUCGGCUGCAUUGACCUGCGUUGCUAUCCGUCGCCUGUUAGCGGGUGCAAUGGCAAGAUCCAACAGAAGGCGCAGAAGGUUGAGGCGCAUUUUAGCGAUGUUCCAGUGGCAGGGGGGCAAAGGUCUUUACAUGCAGCUCAAUGCUACUGCCCCAAUUCUCGCCGUGUAUGCCAACCCUGAAGCCUGUCUAAAGAAGGACUUUAGAGUUAAGCGAUCUUGUGUGGUGUAUUUAGUGCAGAUGCUUUCCUCCCCAAAGGACCACGGAUGGGGACAAGACAUCGAGGUGCUUGUUCUCCUCUACAGCUUGGCCCAUGGACUAUCGCUCUCUGUGGUGGGUUCAGCAUUCGGGAUUCCCAAAUCGACGGUCCACAGGAUCAUCAAACACGUCACCGGGAAGAUAAAGGCCAACCUGAAGACCCUCAUUUCCCUGCCAGCCGCAGAUGAGCUGCCAGAGAUUGCAGAUGGCUUCUGUCAGCUUGCAAAGAGUCCUGUAUUUCACCGUGCUGCUGGUGCGAUUGAUGGAUGCCAUAUUCGCAUCAAACCUCCAGGAAACGAGUACCACAAGGAGUACAUCAAUUACAAGCUGUUUCCUUCCAUCCAGAUGCAGGCCAUCUGUGACUCAACUGGGAGAUUCCUGGAUGUCUUCAUCGGCUAUCCAGGCUCCGUUCAUGAUGCCAGAGUACUGCGAAACAGCCCCAUCUUCUGCCAGGCACUGUUUCCCCCAGCUGGUUGGUUCCUCCUUGGGGACGGUGGUUAUCCCUGCCUGGAAAAACCAGUGGGAUUACUCACACCCUACAAGGUCCCUCGCGGCCAGGUGCAGGCCAGAUUCAACAGGCAUCAUUCCAGGGCUCGGUCUGUGGUGGAAAGAGCAUUUGGAAGGAUGAAGGCUCGCUGGAGGGCCACCCUUUUCAAAGCGCUGGAGGUCAGUCCAAGCUUUGCCCCUGACAUAAUUGCAUGUUGUGCAUUUCUGCACAAUCUGUGCAUAGACAUGAACGAUGUCCUUGAGGAUGCUGAAGCCUUCCCCCCUGAAGAUGGGGACCAGAGUCCUCCCCCUGCCGCAGCAUGUGGACAGGAAAGUCCUGGACACCACCUAAGGAACAGGAUUGCUGCACAACUCUCUGCUCCUGUCCAAAUGGCACCACACCUGAGAGAGCACGAUUACAUCGAAUGA
Molecule: messenger RNA, 1244 nt
Organism: Gymnodraco acuticeps
Lineage: Eukaryota; Metazoa; Chordata; Actinopteri; Perciformes; Bathydraconidae
Product: putative nuclease HARBI1
Exons: 2
Coding region: 54-1244 (396 amino acids)
Source: RefSeq, a predicted model, not a curated record